AUGUCCCAAGGUUCCAGGCUCCAAGGCAAAGUCGCCAUCGUUACAGGAGGCGGCAGCGGAUUCGGCGCAGCCAUUGCCAAACGCUUCGGUGAAGAAGGAGCCAAAGUAGUCGUCACCGAUAUCAACGUGGAAGGCGGCGAGAAAGUCGCCGCACAGAACCCUACCAACCUCAUCUUCAAGCGCCAAAACGUCACCGAAGAAGGCGACUGGAAAGAAGUCCUUGACCUGGCAUUCUCCAAGUUCGGCCGACUGGAUGUGCUGGUGAACAAUGCGGGCACUACUUACCGCAACAAGCCGACUGCAGAGGUUACGGAAGAUGAGUGGGAACGCGUGUUCCAGGUCAAUGUCAAGAGCAUCUAUCUAGCUGCGAAGACCACCAUGCCGCGCUUUAUCGAGCAAGGUCAGGGUGGAUCCAUGAUCAAUAUCUCCUCUACCGGAGCGAGUCGGCCGCGGCCUGGUCUGGUGUGGUAUAAUGCUUCCAAGGGAGCAGUUACUAAUGCCACCAAAGGUCUCGCGGCCGAGUACGGUCCCCACAAUAUUCGAGUCAACUCGGUUGCUCCACUUCUUUCUGGAACGGGGCUAUUCUCUAUGUUCACCGGCAUGGAGGAUACCCCCGAGAACCGGGAGAAAUUUAUCGGGAAUGUGCCGUUGGGCCGUCUUACCGAGGUGGAGGACAUUGCGAAUAUUUGUCUGUAUCUGGCCAGUGAUGAAGGGCGGUUCAUGAAUGGUACUGAGACUGUAGUGGACGGUGGAAAGUGUAUUUAA
Penicillium bovifimosum is the source of this 765-nucleotide messenger RNA. RefSeq names its product SDR family oxidoreductase. Lineage: Eukaryota; Fungi; Ascomycota; Eurotiomycetes; Eurotiales; Aspergillaceae. The transcript has 4 exons. The record is from RefSeq and is a predicted model, not a curated record. Bases 1 to 765 code for a protein of 254 amino acids.